Argiope bruennichi is the source of this 4645-nucleotide messenger RNA. Its product is annotated as patched domain-containing protein 3-like. The record is from RefSeq and is a predicted model, not a curated record. Gene Ontology annotation, cellular component: plasma membrane; cytoplasmic vesicle membrane. Bases 370 to 3630 code for a protein of 1086 amino acids. NCBI's taxonomy places the organism in Eukaryota, Metazoa, Arthropoda, Arachnida, Araneae, Araneidae. The transcript has 4 exons.
UUACACAGCAAAGGAGGUUCCACUUCACAUUUGUUAGUGUUGGUUCACAGUCGUCCGCUUAAAGCCAAGCUAACUUGUAGGAUCGGGAACAGGCUUCGCGAAGCGUGCAACAAGUGAAAGCGAUUUCCAAGUUCAGUCCAGACAUCGCCUUUGUUUACGUUUAUCCCUAGCGCGAGCCCCAAAGGCUUGCGAAGAGGGUGCAGCCAUCCCGAAAUCGAUGCUGGCUUUGGAAGAUCUGUCAUCUGUGAUCAACAUGACAUGAGUGCCUUCUAGAAAGAAAAAAGAUUAUUAGAACAUUCUACUUCCGCGGAAUCCAAUUGAAUUCAUCUUAUUUUUUGUUAUUAUUUUUCUCCUUUUCCAAAAGUCAAGAUGCCGACCGGAACAGAUCCUCAGUUCCAAGAGCCUAAGAAGCCCCACAAGCACACCAUGAAGUGCGAUUGUGUGGACCGUCUAGUCUCGUACAUGUUUCGGCAACUAGGAUGGAUGGUUGGACGGAAACCUGGGUACUUUAUCAUAGUUCCUGUUCUCAUUUCUGCCCUUCUUGCAACUGGUAUGCAAAGGAUAAGGUAUGAAGCCGAUCCAGAGUACCUUUUCAGUCCUACAGACGGUCCGGCCAAACAUGAGAGAGAGGUUAUAGAAACACUUUUUCCAAUGAAUCUCUCCAAAGAUUUCGAUGUAGGUAGGAUGACUCGAAUCAGUCCCUUCGCCAGGAUAAUGAUAGAAGCCAAACAUGGAAAAAGUAUUUUCGACAAAGAAGUGUUUGGUGACUUGAUAAAGAUAGACAAAAUGGUGAAUAAUAUAACUAUAUGGCAUAACCAUCGCCUGUGGAAGUAUAAAAAUAUGUGCGCGAAGAAGAACAGAAAAUGCUUUGAGAAUACGAUUCUUGAAUUUGCUGAUCGACUGGAUGAUAUGGCGAAGGGGAAGUAUUCUAUAGAUUACCCUCUCAUGAUUAAUGAAGUGACGUUUAAAGUGUUUUUUAGUGCUGCUUUCUUGGGUGGCGUUAAAACGGACGAGUUCAACAUGAUAGAAUCUGCCAGAGCGGUUAAUUUAUUGUAUUUUUUGGAAACAGGACCUAUAAAAACUGAAAGGGCUAACGUCUGGGAAGCAGCGUUCUUGCAGUUGAUGGAGGAGAGUGAAUUCGAGCAUCUCAACAUCGCUUACUACACAUCCCUGACAUUGUCGGCUGAACUUGAGAAAAAUACCAUAUCGGUUCUGCCUUUGUUUAGUGUGACGGUCGUUAUUAUGCUUGCUUUUUCUGUGUCUACGUGCAUGAUGUUGGAUUGGGUAAAAAGCAAGCCAUGGCUUGGAGUCCUUGGAUGCUUUUCAUCAGCAGUGGCAGUAGCAGCAGCUUUCGGUUUAACGGUAUACUGUGGAUUGGAAUUUAUUGGGCUUAACUUAGCUGCGCCUUUCUUGAUGCUUGGAAUUGGCAUGGACGACACUUUCGUGUUACUAGCCGCCUGGAGGCGGACGGAUGACCGCCUUAGUGUACCCGAAAGGCUUGCACACACGUACGCCGACGCUGGCGUGUCCAUCACCAUUACCUCUCUGACGAACUUCAUUUCUUUCUGGAUCGGAGUGAUCACCCCUUUCCCCUGUGUCCGCAUCUUCUGCAUCUACACGGCCAUGUCCGUGCUCUUCACCUACAUCUACCACGUGACGUUCUUCGGAGGAUGCAUGGCUCUCAGCGGAUACGCGGAGGAGAGGAAUUUACACUCUUUCAUCUGUGUCCCCACCAUGCCCAAGUCACUCGCACAAAAUCGUGGAUACUGUUACAGAUUGUGUUGCACUGGAGGUCGUAAUCCAUUGGAUCCUGACAAUCCCCUGGAUAAUGAAGAAAACAUGAUGAUGAUGUUUUUCCGAGACAAGUUAGGAGUAUUUCUCACCAAGAAACCAGUCAAAUUUAUUAUAAUAAUAUCGUUCCUUCUGUACCUCGCAUUCGGGCUCUGGGGAUGCACAAAAGUGAAAGAAGGAUUGGAACGAUUCAAAAUGGCUCGAUACGAUUCCUAUUCUCUUGAUUAUUAUGACCUCGAAGAUAAAUACUUUAGGAAGUACCCCUAUCGAAUUCAAGUAGUUAUCAAUGAAACUCUGGAUUACUCAGAUCCUGUAGUUCAGGAACGGGUAGAAGAUUUACUUCACAAACUUGAAAAUAACCGUUUGAUGGCUGGACCGCGAUUUACAGAAUCAUGGUUAAGAAUUUAUCAUAGAUUUGUUAAUGAUUCGCGAACGCAAGUAUUCCUUCAGGGAUACAAUAUGAGCAAAAAAGAAGAUUUUUAUAGAGGUAUACAUAAGGUAUUCUUCCGUCUCUCACAAGACUAUUUCAAACAGGAUAUCAAAUUCAACGAAAAUUUUACAGAAAUUACUGCUGCUAGAUUUGUAUUACAAACUGAGAAUAUAAUGGACGCAAUCGAUGAGAAAAAUAUGUUGAUAGAACUUCGAGAAAUAGCGGCUAAUUCUUCGCUUCCUGUUGUGGUAUUUAAUCAACUCUUUGUGCUGUUCGAUCAAUUUCUUUUGAUAAGAGACACGUCCAUACAAGCGGUAGGCGUGGCCACUGCAGUGAUGAUGUUGAUAUCCUUCAUUUUCAUUCCAAUUCCAAACUGUGCUCUCUGGGUGGCAUUUUCCAUAUUUUCUAUCGAGAUUGGAGUCGUCGGUUACAUGAGUUGGUGGAAUGUGAAUUUAGAUGCCAUAUCAAUGAUCAAUUUAAUUCUCUGUAUAGGAUUUUCAGUAGACUAUUCGGCACAUAUCACGUACGCUUACAUAUCGUCUGAACAAAAAGACCCCGACACUCGAAUGAGGAAUGCUCUUCACUCUUUAGGUUUGCCAAUAGCCCAAGGAAGUGUUUCCACUCUCCUUGGAAUUGUCAUAUUAAACGCUGCUCCAUCUUAUAUCUUUACAGUUUUCUUCAAGACUGUGUUUUUAGUUAUUUUCUUUGCUUCCCUACAUGGACUCUUAUUGCUUCCCGUUCUUCUAUCCCUCACAGACGGUUGCUGCAGCGGGGCUAAGAAAGGAGGGGAUGAUGUCAGUGAAAAAGAAGGCACACCACCCUUCUAUAUAACAUCUCAACCCGACGGUAUAAUCACUAAUAAAGAUGGUAAAGUGUCUAUUCCGACAUACAAAACUCUUGCUGAUCCACAUUUUCCUACUAUAAUUGAAGAACCGAAAUACAAAACCACGGCCACAUGGACAGAUAAUGGAGAUUUAGAUCAAGGUAUAGGAACAAGUGGAGAGAGUAGUGAUGGCAGCUGGAGGGGCGGAAAUGAUGAAAUUAUUGACCAUGCCACCCAGCUGCAUGGCAGCUCUACCAAAUUGACAUCCGUUUGUCAGCCUGGGGAAUCACCUCGAUCCCGAGAAAGGGAAAAUCAUGUGAAUCCUGCGUUCAUUGAUGACGACGGAUUCCGUGCGUCUGAUAGAUCCCGGAUGAAGGGUUACCAUCAUUCAAAUCGGGAUGGUAAACCAGCUAGUUACCACGAAACGUGGGACGACUUGCAUAUUCAGCAAGCAUCAGCUACCAAAAAUCAUACCAAUAACAAAGACUCGAAACCGCGUAGGAACAGCGAACCAGAUAGUCCACUAUCUCGUUAUAUGUCGAGGCUUAACAGUGGUUAUGUAAGAGAAUUUCAGAUGCCAUUGUGAUUUACUAGUAUUAUAAUAAGCACUCUAGGAAAAUAAUAACUUAAAUGUGCCACGUCAAGUAUUUAAUUAUUUGACAACUUCUGAUGUCAUCAGUUCUGUCAGAUAGAAAACGGAUAUGUUUGAUAUUCGAUUCCAAGGCACGGGUAUUCGUUAUGAUUUUUUUUUUUUUGUUCUGUUUAUAUAUUGUUAAUGUUUCUACUGUUUAUUUAAGUUUGGUAUAACUGACACUUAUUCAAUUUGAGAACUUUUGUGUGUGUUGUAACUGGAAUCAAGAAACUAUUACCACCAUUAUUUAUUUUUGUUAUUGAUUUUGUAUUUUCUUAAUGGAUUAUUAAUUUUUUGACAAUUGGUAGAUAAAUUAUAAUGAAAUGUUUAAAUAUGAAAAAAUAGCAUUCAGGACAUAAUAUUUAUUUUAAUACUGUAAAAUUAUAGAAAAAUGAGUAAAUAUUGACUAAAAUAUCCAAUUAAUUUAAUAAUCAGAACAUUUUAGUUUUAUGUUUAAAAAUUUAGAUUAUGCAUUACUUUCAGUUCAAUUUUAUUGCGAAAUAAAGUACUCAAUUUGAUUUUGAAACAGAUACAAUUUAUACAUAUUCAUGUUUUAUGUGUAAUUUUGUUAUGUCAUUAUUAGCUCAUGUUCAUGAAAAUGAAAUAGUUUCCUCAUCUAUUAAACUAAUAUUUUUAUUAAUUUCGGCUAGUCACCUGAAUAGAAUACAAUCUCAAACAUACCAGGUAUAAAUUGAUUAAACUGCGAAUAAGCCCAAUUUUCAUAAUUGUUUAAACUUUUGUGAAGAUCCGCGUCCUACAGACCAGCCGUAUACCUUCAAUAUGUGCAUGGUAUAUGUGACCUGAUAUCAACAAUUGAUAUUCAAUAUAACUCUGGAGAAGUGCGUGAAUGUAUUUUGUAUCAGAACUGCGCAUAUGCCUUUUGUAUUUAUGUACUACUCUGCCGUUUGGCUGUGACAAUCAUGUUUUCAUACAGUGUAUUUCAGAUAUUAAAAUGUGAUUUUUUUUAUAA